Aspergillus terreus NIH2624 is the source of this 1038-nucleotide messenger RNA. It is a transcript of the gene fpaI, whose product is annotated as putative methionine aminopeptidase, type I. The transcript has 4 exons. The coding region runs from base 1 to 1038 and encodes 345 amino acids. The record is from RefSeq and is a predicted model, not a curated record. Lineage: Eukaryota; Fungi; Ascomycota; Eurotiomycetes; Eurotiales; Aspergillaceae. Gene Ontology annotation, molecular function: metalloaminopeptidase activity. Gene Ontology annotation, biological process: proteolysis.
AUGCCCGACGUGUCUGAAGCUGGGUGUCAAAGGCAGUUACUUUUGCUCUCAAGACUGUUUCAAGAAGAAUUGGCGAGUGGACUUUAUAAUCCCUUUCCAACAUACCCCUUCACGGGCUCUGUCAGACCUGUAUACCCACUCUCCCCCCGACGAUCUGUCCCCAAGACGAUCAGGCAUCCCGAUUGGGCCGAAACGGGCAUUCCAAGGCGUGAGAUGCGCUUGAGCAGAUCGAAAUGGGAGCUCUUGGAUGCCAAAGGUCAAGAGGCCAUGCGCAAGGUGUGCCGGUUGGCUCGAGAAGUCCUUGACAUAACCGCUGCAGCGGUGAAGCCCGGCGUGACCACGGAUUACUUGGACGAGGUCUGCCACAACGCUUGCAUCGAGCGAGAGUCAUAUCCUUCUCCACUCAACUACAGCCACUUUCCCAAGUCGAUAUGUACAUCUGCGAAUGAGGUUGUCUGCCACGGCAUCCCUGAUCAACGAGUGCUUCUCGAUGGCGACAUUCUCAACCUGGACGUUUCCCUGUACCACGGCGGAUAUCAUGCCGACCUGAACGAGACCUACUACGUUGGGGACAAGGCCAAAGCGGAUCCGGACUCGGUCCGACUGGUCGAAACGACACGGCAGGCCUUGGACAUGGCCAUUGAGAUAGUCAAACCGGGGGUCCCAAUUCGAGAGUUUGGCAAGAUCAUCGAGAAGCAUGCAGCGUCGAGGGGGCUUGUCGUCAUUAAGACUUGGGGCGGCCACGGGAUCAACUCGGAAUUCCAUCCUCCACCGUGGAUCCCCCACUACGCGAAGAACAAGGCUGUGGGCACAUGCAAGCCGGGGAUGACAUUCACGAUUGAACCGAUCCUGACUUUGGGCGCCAACCGAGAAAAAUACUGGCCAGAUGACUGGACAAAUGUGACGGUGGACGGCAAGCGGACGGCACAAUUCGAAACAGGCGUUGAGGUCUUGACGGCCAGACUAGAGAACUCUCCAGGGGGCCCAAUCCCCAUCCCGGAGGUUGCAAACGGAGAUGCAAAUGGGAAGGAAGAAUAA